Molecule: messenger RNA, 3549 nt
Organism: Agrilus planipennis (emerald ash borer)
Lineage: Eukaryota; Metazoa; Arthropoda; Insecta; Coleoptera; Buprestidae
Product: serine/threonine-protein kinase tousled-like 2
Exons: 12
Coding region: 910-3222 (770 amino acids)
Biological process (GO): chromosome segregation; intracellular signal transduction; peptidyl-serine phosphorylation
Cellular component (GO): nucleus
Molecular function (GO): ATP binding; protein serine/threonine kinase activity
Source: RefSeq, a predicted model, not a curated record
ACCCAUGUAAUGCUGUAGAUGUCGCGGAAAUUAGGCCAACUCGACCAUACCUGUAUUUUUUAACGUUUUUACACAUAUUUUAAUGCGCAAUCUCUAAUUAAAAGGUAAAUUUUAAUGAAACAACAGUUUCAUUUCGUAACAUUUUCCCUAUCAUGCAACGGUAAUUAGGAAUUUCGUGUACGAGUACAAUCGCCGCAGAAAUAAUAAUUGUAGGUACUUACCUACGUACCUUGUAUGUGUAAAAUUUUCUUUUGACAACUCUUUCCUUGUUUAUUUUCGUGUAGUUUUCGUUAUCGCUCUUCGUCUUUCGUAGGAAGAGUGGGAAAAUUUGCGUACCGAACAGAUAAAAAUACCACGUUGCCAAACUGAAAAAAACUGAACACCUGAUUCCAUUGAAAGAAAAAAGCAUACACGGAUUUAUAGUGUUGAUACUUACUGUUAAUCUGAAUAUCUUUUAUACAAUAAAAACUAGUAAAUAUGAGGGAAGAAAGAGAUAUAAUUCAAAAUUGAUGACGACUGAGAAAACUGGACUAAAGUUUUAGAAAGAAUUGUCUUUGAGAUGUGGGAGUAAUAUCGAUAUAGUUUCAACUUGUUAGAAAUGACAAAGAUGACGGUAUUAGUAAAUGAAAAUUUUCGUCAGGUUUUGUUUUAAAACACGUAAUAAACUGCGAUAAAAAUCGAUUUGAAAUACGGCAUUCGCCCAACCCAUUUUCGAGCUGACUACAUAGCAAGCAAGCAGUGUUCGCGUGAUUUUAAAGGGGACAUGUUGGUCCACGUCGUUCUGGAACUUUCGUCAGUUAUUGAUUUAUUAGAGAGCACUUUCCUGAGGAAACUGGAAUUGUAGUGGAGUACAUCUUCACAAACGGCAAUUUGCGCUCUCCUCUCCUUAUUAUUGAUCUUGCGUUGCCGAUGCCGAUGCCACUGCCGCUGCCUUUGCUACAACGAUGGUACGAAAGUUCUACCACCAUCCAGCCAGGAAGAUGUGCUGGCGUGAAGAUGGAGCACUUCCAGGCGGCUCUCGACCCUCGAAAACAGGAACUGCUCGAGGCCCGUUUUCUGGGAGCGCGGAUGUCUGCCGGAUCCCAAAUACAAAUGGCACCGCAGACUACCAUCAAUACAGUUCAGCCCGUUCAUAGCCAAGACUCCAAUAUGAGUACAGGUUCCUCUCAUAGUGAUAAAGAGGUGGAUUCAAAUACUCCCGAAAAGGUACCGCGGACGCCAUCGGAAAGAAAAAGAAAAAGAAAAGCAGAAGACAGUGGAGGGACAGUGGCAAAAGGCAUUAGUAGGACUGCUUCAGUAGAUAAAAAAAUUAACGAUUAUUUUAGUUCCAAACAUCCCAGUAAUAGUCCCAUUAGGCACGGAGGAGCGAAAAGCCCCUCCCCACAACAACCUUAUCCAAUGUUUCCGCCAUCUCCUCAACAGGUGGGACUGUCGUCACCCCAAGUCCCAUGUAACACUGUUCCUUUCGACUUCUACAAACAACAACCAGCUAGAAUACCUCAUCCAACUAUGGUUAGCAAACAAGUACAGACUGAAUUAACGUGUCAGAGGAUACAGGAAUUCGAGACGCAAACGUCGUCGGACCUGGAGAUUAGGAACAACAAAAUAGAAGAAUUGACGCGUACGAAUGAAGAGCUCCGGCAUCAGCUGACAACGCAGCAGAAGACGAUAGACAACCACAAGCAACACAUCAAUAAGUGCAUCGAAGUGGUGAAAAAACUUUUGAUCGAGAAAAGUUCGAUCGAAAAGAAGGAAGCCCGGCAAAAGUGCAUGCAAAACAGGCUCAAGUUGGGCCAGUUUGUUACGCAGAGGGUCGGAGCUACCUUUCAGGAGAAUUGGACUGAUGGUUACGCUUUCCAGGAGUUGGCGAGGCGGCAGGAAGAAAUAACUGCAGAACGGGAAGAAAUCGAUAGGCAAAAGAAAUUGUUGUUGAAAAAGAGGCCGUCAAAUAGUGAGGGUGGUAGGAAAAGGAAUAAUUCUACACUACACAACGGUACUGAUUCGACAUUUCUGAAGCCUGACUCUGUUCCUAAUUCCUUAUCUAUACAAGACUAUUAUGAGGCUGAUGAAAUUUUAAAGUUAAGGCAAAGUGCGCUGAAGAAAGAGGACGCAGACCUGCAGCUGGAAAUGGAAAAGCUGGAAAGGGAGCGAAAUCUGCACAUUAGGGAACUGAAACGUAUCCAUAACGAAGAUCAGUCCCGUUUUAACAACCAUCCCGUACUGAACGAUAGGUACCUUUUGCUCAUGUUGCUUGGUAAAGGCGGCUUCAGUGAGGUGCACAAAGCGUUCGAUUUGAAGGAGCAAAGGUACGUCGCAUGUAAGGUACACCAACUCAACAAGGACUGGAAGGAAGAUAAGAAAGCCAACUAUAUAAAACAUGCACUAAGGGAAUACAACAUCCACAAAGCGUUAGAUCAUCCUAGGGUUGUGAAGCUCUACGACGUUUUCGAGAUUGAUGCCAAUUCCUUUUGUACAGUUUUGGAAUAUUGUGAUGGACAUGAUCUUGACUUUUAUCUCAAGCAGCAUAAAACGAUUCCGGAGAGGGAAGCGCGAUCGAUAGUGAUGCAAGUGGUGUCAGCGCUUAAGUACCUGAACGAAAUAAAACCCCCCGUGAUCCAUUACGACCUGAAACCAGGGAAUAUCCUUCUGACAGAAGGAAACGUAUGCGGAGAAAUUAAAAUAACAGAUUUCGGACUGAGCAAAGUCAUGGACGAGGAGAAUUACAAUCCCGACCAUGGAAUGGACCUCACGUCGCAAGGGGCUGGCACCUACUGGUAUCUUCCACCUGAAUGUUUUGUUGUGGGCAAAAAUCCGCCAAAGAUAUCGUCGAAAGUGGACGUGUGGAGCGUGGGCGUAAUCUUCUACCAAUGUUUGUACGGUAAGAAACCUUUCGGACACAACCAGUCUCAAGCCACGAUCCUGGAAGAGAAUACAAUUUUAAAAGCCACGGAAGUUCAGUUUGCCAACAAACCUGCCGUCACCAACGAGGCAAAAAGUUUUAUCCGGGCUUGUCUAGCGUACAGGAAAGAAGAUAGGAUCGACGUGUUGUCGUUGGCUAGGCACGAGUAUCUCCAGCCACCGAUGCCUAAGCAUUCGCGGUUAACUUCGAACCAGCAGCAGGCGCAACAGCAGCAGCAACAACAGCAACAGCAGCAGGUGGCCGCGGGUUCUUUCUCAACCGGGAUCUUCGGCGGCGCGAUGAAUGCCUCCUCCUCGUCUUAGUUCUCGUUCGUUAUCAUCAUCAUCUACUUCAGUGCUGUGUUUUCUAAGUUAUUAAUUUAAAAUAAUAAUUAAAAUAAAAUGGAGAUUAAGAGAGAAAGAUGGAUAGAACGAAGGAAAAAAAAGUAAUUAUGUAAGUUAGUUACGGUAUCCUUCGUCGUCGUCGUCGUGUUUGUGAACCGACUUGCAAGUGAACUCGUAUGCGCGAGAGUGCGAACGGUGACUGUCACCCCCACACCCCUAAUUAUAGAGGAGAGACGUUAUGAACGGACCCGUCUCCUCAUCAUCAGCAUCCCUCUGUGUAUAAUAAAUAAAAGUAAAUUAAUAAGA